Messenger RNA from Diospyros lotus (date-plum), 1769 nucleotides. RefSeq names its product protein JASON-like. The coding region runs from base 152 to 1513 and encodes 453 amino acids. Gene Ontology annotation, biological process: male meiosis II. The transcript is spliced from 4 exons. The record is from RefSeq and is a predicted model, not a curated record. Lineage: Eukaryota; Viridiplantae; Streptophyta; Magnoliopsida; Ericales; Ebenaceae.
UUUUCUUUUUUGAUCCUUCUCUUUCCCCCCCCCCCUUACUACUUUCUCUCUCCCAAGUCGCAAUCCAAUCCAAACGCCAGAUGAACAUCUCUUAACUCCCACACGCAUUCUUCAUCCUCCGCCUCCACUGCAGUUUUUGCUUCAACUAGAAAUGGGGUGUUUUCUUGCGUGUUUUGGGUCUUCGAAACAUCGUGAACGCCGGAAUCGGAAGAAGUUUUGGCAGAUACAUGGAAGCUGUAAACCUCUUAAAUCUACUGUCUCCGGGAAGCAAGGCACCUCUGAAAAAUCCGCGGACCUGAUUUCAGAUGUUCCUGGAGAUAAGCUUGAAGAGCAAUUGAGCUUUAGUACCAGAAAGAAAGUCACUUUUGAUACAAAUGUGAGGGCGUAUGAGCCUGUUUCAGUCAGAGAAAGUGCUGACCUUUUACCGGAAAGCGAUAAGGAUAUCAACAAGGAAAAGGAGGAAUGUUCAGGAGAAUCAGACUUUUCUCCUUCUCUAUCUGGAGGUGAUUCUACCAGUUCAAGCAUUGGAUCUUCUGCCCUGAGUCAUCGGUAUAAGAACUGGGCAGGCAAUGAUGAUGAAGCAGAGGAAUUUGAUUACGAGGAUAAUGAUUUGGGUGACGGAGAUGGUGAUGAUGCAGAAGAAGAAGAGAGCCCCGAUUAUGGUGAGGAUGAUGAUGAUGAUGAUGGCAGAAUUGUAGGUAAAGAAGAAGUCUGGUCUGAGUCGAUUCCAGCCAUGCCAGUGGAGUCGAGCACUGAAAUUUCUCCAGCAAGAGAGUUUACCGAGGAGGUGAAAGGCCAUCUGACAAUGAGUAGUUUAGCUGAGCGAGAAGUGGGAACGAUUGGGUCAAAGAGUAAUGCUCGAGAUAGGAGUGUUUAUGUUCAUCCUGUGCUUAACCCGGUUGAGAACCUCACUCAGUGGAAGGCUGUGAAAUCAAAAGGGGAACCGCCUUUGAAGCAUCAGAAGGGGAAUUUCACAGUGGAACAAGAAGCACCCCGUUUAUCAUUUAGCUCUGAGCAAACUUUGAAGCAAGCACCAUUCAGUUUCAAGUCCAAAUUGGAUCCAUUUAAGAACCAAAACCCAGAAAUGGCUGUUGAUGCCAGUCUUUCAAAUUGGUUGGCCUCUUCUGAAACCACUCCCACCAAGCAGGCUAUCCCCCUUGGACUUGAAACCAUUACAUCUGAGAGAAGCACGUCCCAGGGAUCAAAUUCAGUCAUGACCUUAGAAGAUAGACCAAUUUUAGGUGCAUUGACAAUGGAGGAGCUCAAACAGUUUUCAGCAUCAUCCUCGCCAAGAAGGUCGCCUAGUAGGAGCCCUGAUGAGAUGCCGAUAAUAGGUAUUGUUGGGACAUACUGGAGUCACAGAGAGCCCAAGGAUUCUCAUUCACUCACUUCAUAUAGAGGCAUCCCAAACACAACCAGCAAAUAUCGAGAGGAUAAGAGAGUUAAUUGGCACUCUACCCCAUUUGAGACGAGGCUGGAGAGAGCUUUAAACAGAAAUGCUGCUGAAGCAUAAUCUACAUAUAUUCCCUGUGUUUUUUGUGCAUGGACUUGAAGUGGUAUUGCAGGUUAUUACUCCUUUUUUGGUUGUUUUUAUUUUUUAUUUUUUUUGGUGGGAGGUUGAUCUAUUUCCAACAGAAUUCAUUUGUUCCUAUUUGUUAUUCUGUUUUUGAAUUGAUAUGUGGUUCUGUACAAAAUUUUGUUUGUUGUAAUGUCUUGUUUGAUUCAGUGAUCAAUAAAUUGAAUCUUCCUAUGAGCUAUGACCCUUUCUA